Messenger RNA from Gambusia affinis (western mosquitofish), 3001 nucleotides. RefSeq names its product DEAD/H (Asp-Glu-Ala-Asp/His) box helicase 11 (gene ddx11). Gene Ontology annotation, molecular function: DNA binding; hydrolase activity, acting on acid anhydrides, in phosphorus-containing anhydrides; DNA helicase activity. The transcript has 27 exons. Gene Ontology annotation, biological process: nucleobase-containing compound metabolic process; establishment of sister chromatid cohesion. Lineage: Eukaryota; Metazoa; Chordata; Actinopteri; Cyprinodontiformes; Poeciliidae. The record is from RefSeq and is a predicted model, not a curated record. Bases 103 to 2892 code for a protein of 929 amino acids. Gene Ontology annotation, cellular component: nucleus.
UGGCCACUGUUUGUGACCACUUUUGUUUGUUGGCGCGGUUGUUGAAAACCCGGGAUUUGAACGAAGGGUGUUUCAAAACUUCAUCUCUGGCACUCUAGGAGCAUGGAAAAUAGAAGGGACUCAUUUCCCUUUCCCUAUAAGCCUUACGACAUCCAGGAGCAGUUCAUGAAAGCGCUCUACAGCACCCUGGACCAAGGCAAAGUGGGCAUCUUUGAGAGUCCAACUGGAACAGGCAAGUCUUUAAGUCUCAUAUGUGGAGCCCUAAGCUGGUUGGUGGACUAUGAGGAGAAGAAGAGACAGGAGGCUGCUGCUCUGCUGCAGGAAGGAGAAGCGUCUCUCUCCGUCUCUGCUGCUCCGUCAUCCAGCAGCAGCUCUGCGUCAGCAGAGCCCGACUGGAUCACCGACUUUGUCCAGAAGAAGGCUGAACGUGACCUGGUGUCAAAGUUAAAGGAAGAGGAGCAGAAGAGGAAGAAGAGAGAAGAGCGAAUGGAGAUGAUCAGAAAUAAUAUUCAUCUAAAGUAUGCAAGUAAAAGAAAGAGCUGCGAAGAGGAUGAGGCAUUCGCGCUGCUUCAGCUCAGUAAGGAGGAGCAAACUGCGAUGCCAGUAGAUCAGGAGGACGAGGAGCUUAUCGUUGCAGAGUAUGAGAGUGAUGAUGAAUCCAAGAGUAAGAGCAGAUUCUUUGGAGGUGAGGAUGAGGACGAUGAGGAGUUGGUUGAAGAGCAUGUAACUAAGAUUUACUACUGCAGUCGCACUCACUCCCAGCUGGCCCAGUUUGUCCAUGAAGUUCAGAAAAGCCCCUUCAGUACGAACAUCAGUCUGGUCACACUGGGUUCUCGGCAGAAUUUGUGUGUUAAUGAGGAGGUCCGGCGGCUGGGCAGCAUCCAGCACAUAAAUGACCGCUGCAUGGAGAUGCAGAAAAACAAACACGGUGAGAGCCAUUUAGCCACAACAUUACUCAACUUUCAAAGUAAGGUGAUUUUCUGUUGGCUUAUUUUUUUCCCCUCAUUUUUUUAUUUGUUUGCAGAGAAGCAGCACCACGAAGACGGUGCAAAACGUAAGAGAGGUCCGCCGAAGAGUGUGUGUCCUUACAACAAAGCUCUGGCUCUGCAGCAGAUGAGGGAUGAAGUUCUGGGGACGGUGCAGGACAUAGAGCAGCUGCUGAAGCUGGGCAAGGAAACAAAAGCAUGUCCCUAUUAUUCCACACGUCUUGCUGUCCCACCUGCACAGCUGGUCGUUUUGCCCUAUCAGAUGGUUCUUCAUGAGGCUACAAGAAGGGCAGCAGGUGUCCAGCUAAAGGGACAAGUGGUGAUCAUAGAUGAAGCACACAACCUUAGUGACACCCUCUCCUGUAUACACAGCACAGAGCUCAGCGGAGCGCAGCUUUGCCGCACCCAGUCCCAGCUCACCCAGUACGCCGACCGCUACAAGAACAGACUAAAGGCAAAGAACUUGAUGUACAUCAAACAGAUACUGUUUGUGAUAGAGGGACUCAUUCGUGUGCUGGGAGGUAAAGUUGGACAGAAUCCACAGAGUCAGACUACACAAGCAGGGACUGAAAUGUAUACUAUUAACAAUUUCCUCUUCAAAGCUCAGAUUGACAACAUCAAUUUGUUUAAGUUACAAAGGUACUUUGAAAAGAGCAUGAUCAGCAGGAAGCUGGGUGGAUUUGUGGAGAAGUACGCUGGCUCUGGUGUAACGCUCCACACCCACAGCAGCUCCAACAAGGAGAACCGUCGCACAGAAGGCCUAAAUCGGUACCUUCAGGCCUUAAACAGCAACCCCAGCUCCGCACCAGUUCCUUCAGCAGACCAGCAGGGGGCUUCUGAAGCAGACAAAGUGCUGUCCGCAUCUCCUAUGAUGCAGGUGGAGGGUUUCUUCCUGGCUCUCACCAACAGUAACACUGAUGGUAGAGUGGUGUUACAGAAACAAGGCACAUUGUCCGAGAGCAGCGUCAAGUUCCUUCUUUUGAAUCCAGCAGUCCAUUUCGCCCAGGUGUUGAAGGAGUGCAGAGCAGUCAUCAUUGCUGGGGGAACAAUGCAGCCUGUUUCAGACUUCAAACAGGAGCUACUGUUCUCUGCCGGAGUGAAGGAGGAGCGUAUCACAGAGUUUUCUUGUGGCCAUGUGAUUCCUCCGGAAAACAUUCUUCCUCUUGUCUUAAGUGCCGGUCCAUCUGGUCAGGAGCUGGAUUUUACCUUUCAAAACAGAGACUCUCCUCAAAUGAUGGACGAAAUGGGACGCAUUCUCUCCAACAUCUGCAACGUUGUUCCGGGUGGGGUCGUGUGUUUCUUCCCCUCCUACGAAUACUCCAGGAGAAUCAUUUCUCACUGGGAGGCCAGCGGUGCGCUUACCCGGUUGGGGAGUAAGAAAAAGAUCUUCCAGGAGCCCAAGAAGGCCAACCAGGUAGAGCAGGUGCUAAACGAGUUUUCCCGCUGUAUCCAGAGGAGUGCCGUGGACAGAAGCGGAGGAGUCACAGGUGCAAUAUUGUUCUCUGUGGUCGGUGGAAAGAUGAGCGAGGGCAUUAAUUUCUCUGAUGACCUGGGCAGGUGUGUGGUGAUGGUUGGCAUGCCGUAUCCCAACAUCAAAUCUCCAGAGCUGCAGGAAAAGAUGUCGUAUCUUGACAAACACCUGCCUCACAGCCAUGGAAAAAACCCUGGACAAGCAUUGGUAGAAAACCUCUGCAUGAAGGCUGUUAACCAGUCUAUAGGCAGAGCCAUCCGACACAGAGGCGACUAUUCCUCCAUUGUCCUUUGCGACAGGCGCUAUGCUCGGCCCGCUACGCUCGCUAAACUCCCCGCGUGGAUCAAGAAUCGCACCAGCACACACUCCAGCUUUGGCCCUGCUUUUGCUGCGUUGCGGAAGUUCUUCCUGGAGAAAAGGCAGAAACAGGAGUAGUUUAUUUCCCACAGAGCUUCUUUACAACUUCAGUAAGAAUGAAGCUGCACCAAAUGUAAUGACUGAGAAAUGUUUAUAAUUAAAGGUCUUGUCUUUAAGGAGUUACACC